Messenger RNA from Naegleria lovaniensis, 1062 nucleotides. RefSeq lists its product as uncharacterized. The transcript has 2 exons. Gene Ontology annotation, biological process: mitotic sister chromatid cohesion. Lineage: Eukaryota; Heterolobosea; Eutetramitea; Acrasida; Naegleriidae. Gene Ontology annotation, molecular function: protein-lysine-acetyltransferase activity. The record is from RefSeq and is a predicted model, not a curated record. Gene Ontology annotation, cellular component: nucleus; chromatin. Bases 1 to 1062 code for a protein of 353 amino acids.
AUGAAACAAUCCACCUUGUCCUUUGGUUCGGGAAAGAAGCUGACCAUCAACAAAUCGGGCUCAUCCAAAACAACAUCGAGCACUACUACCAAGUGUUCCUCAUUCUCCAACAGCUCGUUGACUCCUUCCUUCGAACACGAUGAAAUUCUUGCAACAUCCUCUCCUUCUAAAAUUAAUAAACAAAAGAAGAUGCUUUCCUCGACGCCACGAAGAAACCACAAAUCAGCUAAAAGACUCGAGCAAUUGUAUAUGGAUUGUGGACAAAAGAGUUUCACCAGUAUUCGAUGUAGUUCAUGUGGAAUGGUCUAUAUGAAUGGAGACUUUCAAGAUGAGAAGGUUCAUAAUCAAUUCUGUAAAUCUUUCAAAAAGUUGAUGAAAUACAAAGUGAGUGCCAAGGACACUGUCAAGGAAGAAUGUCAUCCUUAUAAGAUCAUUGCCAUUCAUUCCAAAUCUCCAAAGAAUCAACAAAAGAAAGCUGAGAAUAUAAUCGAAUUUAUUGAUCAGAGCUCUCUUCAAUGCACCCUUCCGUUCUCCAUUCAGACACAUACCAUGUUUCUCUAUGUAAAUUCCGAUAAUGAUGAAAUCGUUGCAUGUGUCGUUGUAGAGAGAAUUGAAAGAGCUCAUCCAGCAUUUAUUGAAAAGAAAGAUACCAUUGAAAAUUUGUUAAUGAAGGAUGCAAAAGUGAAUGUGACCGAGUCAGAAAAGGCAUCCAUUGAGGACAUUAUUCUUUCUACAGCCAGUAUUGAUUCUGCCUAUGACGAUAAAUUGUCCUUCUUUUCUUGGGAUGAUAAAAUCUGUAAGCGAGCAGUCUGUGGUGUUAACAGAAUUUGGGUUAAGGAAGAACAUCGAAGGAAUGGAAUUGCUAGUAAGCUGUUGGAUGCAGUUAGAGAACAUUAUGUGUAUGGUAUUCAUCUAGAAAAGAGCGAUAUUGCCUUCUCACCUCCAACCCCAAAGGGAGCUUAUUUUGCUAGAGUCUAUUGCGAACGUAGUGUGAAUGAAGCUGAUUUUCUUGUGUAUGUCACAAGUCCAGUGAAUCAUCAAGAUGUAACUGAUAUUGAGUAA